AUUUUACUUUAAUAAAUAUUAUAAAAAAUUACUAACACUUUUCUAAUACUCACUUCAGUUCUCAUACAUAAUAUACAUACGUCACAAUCGAUAAUGCUUACGCACAUAAAUCCACAUAUGCACCGUUUGCCUCUAUAAAUUAUAUAUCAUCCCCAUAACGAUAACUCUUUCAUCACUAUAUAAUAUAUAAUAUAUACACUUAUAAAUACCAAAUGUUCCAUACAUUAUAAUUAACAAAAGAAAAAAAUUAUUUAUAUGCUAUGAACGGUGUAGGAACAGGAUCAUAUUACACCGGCGCCACCGCGGUGCCGGUGGCAAAACCAUUUCUAAUGGCGGGAUAUGACGCGCCCGAGGGGGUGGAGAUUCGGGGCCGUUAUGACGGAGAAUUUGCUAAGAUUCUAACAAGAGAUGCUCUUAAUUUUGUGGCACAGCUACAGAGGGAGUUUAAGCAGCGUGUGAGGUACGCGCUUGAGUGUAGAAAAGAGGCCAAGAAGAGGUAUAAUGACGGAUCUGCCCCCGGGUUUGAUCCCGCCACUAAGAAUAUUAGGGAGGGUGAUUGGGUUUGCGCGGCGGUGCCGCCAGCUGUGGCGGAUCGGAAGGUGGAGAUCACUGGUCCGGUGGAGAGAAAGAUGGUUAUUAAUGCACUUAAUUCUGGUGCUAAAGUCUUCAUGGCUGAUUUUGAAGAUGCACUUUCACCAAGCUGGGAAAAUCUAAUGAAUGGUCAUAUUAAUCUAAAAGAUGCUGUUAAUGGUACCAUAAGUUUUCAUGACAAAGCAAGAAACAGAGUUUACAAACUCAAUGACCAAAUUGCCAAGCUUUUUGUUAGGCCAAGAGGUUGGCAUUUACCCGAAUCUCACAUCUUCAUAGACGGUGAGCCGGCCACCGCUUGUCUUGUCGAUUUCGGUCUUUACUUUUUCCAUAAUUAUGCCCCUUUUCGCCGGGGCCAAGGGGCGGGGUUCGGCCCCUUUUUCUAUCUCCCCAAAAUGGAGCACUCAAGAGAGGCGAAAAUAUGGAAUUGUGUGUUUGAGAAGGCGGAGAAAAUGGUGGGGAUCGAAAGAGGGAGUAUUAGAGCAACUGUUUUGAUUGAGACACUUCCAGCUGCUUUUCAAAUGGAUGAGAUACUCUAUGAGUUGAGGGAUCACUCUGUUGGGUUGAAUUGUGGAAGAUGGGAUUAUAUUUUUAGUUAUGUUAAAACCUUUCAAGGUCAUCCCGAUCGCCUUUUGCCCGAUCGGUUUUUGGUUGGUAUGGGUCAACAUUUCAUGAAGAGCUACUCUGAUCGCCUCAUUUGGACUUGCCAUAGGCGCGGUGUCCACGCCAUGGGCGGUAUGGCAGCUCAAAUUCCAAUAAAAGAUGACAAAGAAGCCAAUGAGGCAGCCCUUGAUUUGGUAAAGAAAGACAAGUUAAGAGAAGUGAGAGCAGGGCAUGACGGGACAUGGGCAGCACACCCGGGACUAAUCCCGGCUUGUAUGGAGGUUUUCAACAACACAAUGGGCAAUUCUCCAAACCAAAUCAAGACCGCAAAGCGUGAAGAGGCUGCAAAUCUAACCGAAGAAGACCUCUUGCAGAGGCCAAGAGGAGUUAGAACCAUGGAAGGUUUAAGACUCAACACUAGGGUUGGAAUCCAAUACCUAGCAGCAUGGCUAACUGGCUCGGGCUCAGUGCCUCUCUAUAACCUAAUGGAAGAUGCUGCAACCGCCGAGAUUAGUAGGGUUCAGAACUGGCAAUGGCUCAAGUAUGGAGCCGAGUUGAAUGGAGAUGGGCUCGGUGUUAGGGUUAAUAAGGAGUUGUUUGGUAGAGUUGUGGAAGAAGAGAUGGCUCGAAUCGAAAAAGAAGUUGGGAAAGAGAAGUACAAGAAGGGAAUGUAUAAAGAGGCUUCUAAGAUCUUCACUAGGCAAUGCACUACCUCAACACUUGAUGAUUUUCUCACUCUUGAUGCCUAUAACAAUAUUGUUGUUCAUCACCCUAAGUUGACACAAUCUAGGCUUUGAAUUUUCCUUUUCCACUUUUAUAUUAUUAUUGUCGUUUUUAAGUUCUCAGUGUCGUUUUUUUGCAAAUAAUGAAGUAUGUGAUGAUAUCAUGAACUUCUAUUUUAAGAACUAAUAAUGAGAAAUGUUUGGUGUAUUAUUAUUGGCUUAAUUAGGCUUUGAAUGAAUUACAAACUUUCUUAUUU
Cannabis sativa is the source of this 2170-nucleotide messenger RNA. RefSeq names its product malate synthase, glyoxysomal. Gene Ontology annotation, biological process: glyoxylate cycle. The record is from RefSeq and is a predicted model, not a curated record. Lineage: Eukaryota; Viridiplantae; Streptophyta; Magnoliopsida; Rosales; Cannabaceae. Gene Ontology annotation, molecular function: malate synthase activity. The transcript has 4 exons. Gene Ontology annotation, cellular component: cytoplasm. Bases 261 to 1988 code for a protein of 575 amino acids.